Messenger RNA from Zingiber officinale, 519 nucleotides. RefSeq names its product cysteine proteinase inhibitor 1-like. The transcript has a single exon. The record is from RefSeq and is a predicted model, not a curated record. Gene Ontology annotation, molecular function: cysteine-type endopeptidase inhibitor activity. Bases 10 to 402 code for a protein of 130 amino acids. Lineage: Eukaryota; Viridiplantae; Streptophyta; Magnoliopsida; Zingiberales; Zingiberaceae.
CUGGCGGCCAUGAUCACGAUGAUGCCCCUAAUGAGGCCAGUCUCGCUUCUCUUGGUCCUCCUCUUCCUUGCUGUUCCAACAACUGCCCAUCCGAUCCCUGUCACGUCGGCUUCGAGAAAGAUCGGCAUCGGCGGGUGGGCGCCGAUCAAGGACGUGGAGGAUUCCCACGUCAGAGAGCUCGGCGAUUUCGCCGUGGAGGAGCACAACAGGCGGGAGCACGGUGAGCUUACCUUCGACAAGGUGGUGACGGGUGAGACGCAGGUGGUGGCCGGGAUCAACUAUCGCCUGGUGCUGCGGGCUAGGGACGGCGGAGGCUCGGCGGCCGACUACCAGGCGGUGGUGUGGGAGAAAGUGUGGAUCAACUUCAGGCAGCUCACUUCUUUCGUGCAUAUUGAAUCGUAGGUGUUUCUACUGUUUGGCUGGGGAGAAGAUGAAGAUGGAUCCAUUGAUGAAUCAUAAAUAAAGGAAGUUUUAUUUGGAAUUAAAUUCAAUCAAUUUUGUUUCAAAAUAUAAUUAAUA